UGCAAAUAUUCUCUUUCUGCUGGUCUCUCUGUGGUGAACAGGAACAUAGCAAAGUGCGUAGCUUAGCAGAACACUUUCCUUUUGAGCUCCAGAACACACAGGGCAAAGGACAUUCUCUCUUUACAUCUGGGGAAACAAAAUGGAGAAUACAACAAUUCUAGAAGAACUUCUUCUGAAGAAGUCACAACAGAAGAAAAAAAUAUCACCAGUUAAUUAUAAGAAAAGGUUGUUUGUUCUGACAAAAGCAAGCCUUUCAUAUUAUGAAUAUGACAAAGAGAAAAGAGGAAGAAAAAAGGGGUCUAUAGAGAUUGAGAAAAUCCGAUGUGUUGAGACAGUGAAUCUUGAGGAAUUAACACCCGUUGCAAGACAAUAUCCUUUUCAGAUUGUGUACAAAGGUGGCCUACUUUAUGUCUAUGCAGAUAAUGAAGAGAGACGGAAGCAGUGGCUUGCAGCUUUGCAUAAAGAAAUUAAAGACAAUAACGAUUUACUAAGCAAGUAUCAUAGAAGAUUCUUCACCAAUGGGAGGUUUCUCUGUUGCAACCAGACGUGUAAAGCGGCCCCUGGAUGUACAGUUUGGGAGAAAUAUGUGACUCUGUGUUGCACAACCUUGUCCGUGAAACCACUGCCUCCAGUUCCUCAAACACUGUUGAGACGUAGAAGCCUGCCUCAAGUACUAUCACCAAGUAAGUCAGACCUGAAUAUGGCUGUGGCCCAAUGCAACUACGAACCCUUAGGAGAUUCAGCUAUCCGGCUUGUCAAAUGCAAUAAAUAUCAUGUAUUGCAAGAGGAAGAUUUUGCCUGGUGGAAAGUGAGAGAUUUGGAAGGGAAUGAAGGUUUUGUACCGAGCACUUACCUGAGAAAGUUAUCCCUGAAUGAUGAUGAGCCAAGGGAAAACUCAAGUGUCAAUGAGCACACAGCAUCAGAAGAGCAGAGUAUUGCACAGCACGAUUGGUAUGCUGAUGGUAUCUCCCGUGCCCAGGCUGAGCAGCUGCUCCGUCAGAAGGGAAAAGAAGGUGCUUUUUUGGUGCGGAAAUCUUCUAGCCAGGCAGGAACAUUUACUGUGUCUGUAUUCAGCAAGUUUCAAGAAAGUAAAAAAGGAACAGUCAAACAUUACCAUGUGCACAAAACCCCUCAGAACAAGUAUUACCUCGCUGAAAAUUACUGUUUUGAAUCAAUUCCCAUACUUAUACACUAUCACCAGCACAACUCAGCAGGUAUCGUGACAAGGCUACGGCAUGCAGUAUCUAUGCAAGUAAAUAAAGUCCCAGACACAGCUUCACUGGGAAAUGGAGUAUGGGAGCUGAAGCGAGAAGAAAUUGUCCUGUUGAGAGAGCUAGGAAGUGGUCAGUUUGGAGAGGUGCAUCUGGGAAAGUGGAAGGGACAAUAUGAUGUGGCCAUAAAGAUGGUUAAAGAGGGAGCAAUGUCAGAAGAUGAAUUCACAGAAGAAGCUCAGACCAUGAUGAAACUUAAUCAUCCCAAACUUGUUAGACUGUAUGGUGUAUGCUCAAAACUGUAUCCCAUCUAUAUAGUGAUGGAAUAUAUGUCAAAUGGCAGUUUGCUUAGCUACUUACACAGUCAUGGGAAGGAGCUGCAACCCCUUCAGCUUCUGGAAAUAUGUUAUGACGUUUGUGAUGCUAUGGCGUUUCUGGAGAGCUGUCAGUUCAUACACAGAGACUUGGCUGCUAGAAACUGUUUGGUUGACAGCAAUCUUACUGUGAAAGUAUCUGACUUCGGGAUGACAAGGUAUGUUCUGGAUGAUCUGUAUGUAAGCUCACUAGGAACCAAGUUUCCAGUGAAGUGGUCAGCACCAGAAGUUUUUAAUUACACCAAAUUUAGCAGCAAGUCAGAUGUAUGGGCCUUCGGUAUCUUAAUGUGGGAGGUGUUCACUUUGGGAAAGCAGCCCUACGAGCUGUAUGAUAACAUGCAGGUGAUUGAGAAAGUUUCGCAGGGAUACAGACUUUAUAGACCACAACUGGUUUCAGACAUCACCUACCAGAUAAUGUACAACUGCUGGCAUGAGCUACCAGAAAAGCGUCCUGCCUUUUUUCAGCUUCUAUCAUUUUUUGAGGCACUGAGAGAAGACAGCAGGGCUUGAAAAAGAAGAUUCAUAGACUGAUGACUGUGCAUACUGGUUUCAUAUCAACUGUCUUCUGUGAGAGAAUUAAAUAUGAACUCUUCCUGACAUUAACCAUCUCUAUUAUUCUGUAUAUUAGUCUUUUUCUGACUUAAUCAGGGAGCUGACCAAGAAGUGUAUGGAGAAAGCUUUUAUGAUAUGCUGCAGGUGAUAGAAUCUGGAAGGAUGCUGUGGAAGAAUAUAAUUCAUUCUGUUAGCAUUGUCUCAAAGGACUUCGCAGACACUGAGCCAUACAGCAACUGUGUAUACACCUUCCUUGCUUCCAAGCUGUCAUUGUUUGGCCUUAACUGGAAAUGUAAAUAGGGAAAUUCAUGCUUGUUAGGUUUUCUGAUUAUCAUAACUCAUCUGAAUGUAUUUUUUUCUUUGUAAUCCCUUGAAGCUGAUGCCUGAGGUCAAAUUUAGAACUGCUGCAAGUAACAGUAACAUAAGAAGUUAUAGCCUCGCUUUCAAUUACUUAGAAAUUUCUGUUAUAUCAGUUUGUUUACCAGUAGUAUUGAUUUUAAUUUUGGCCCUCAGGGUAUGUGUUUGAUUUGGAAUUUAUUCUAAACUAUGUAUCUAAGAUAUCUGCAGCUUAGCUACAUAUGAGGAGUUUUUCUGGAGUGUUAUUGCUUCCUGCUGCACUUAGAAAAUGGAAAAAAAAAUGUUUUUGCAGAAUUUUGUAGCCAUUACAAUAGUAGGUGGUAAAUUAUGCUGAUCUCUAUACAACCUGAGAAGCCAAAAUUUUAGAACUGAAAAUGUCAUUAAUAUAAUUGCUUAGCCAGCUAUUUUACUAGUGAUGAGAUGAAAUUUGGUUCCUAAUGUUAACACUGAGUUCUUAAAUAAGAACUCCCAACUUUCAAUUGCUCAUAGCACUAUGCUAAUUAACACUAACUUCAUUCUGUCUAGAGAUACCAAAUAUGUCUGAAGUUACUUAACCAUAACAGAGUAGUCUAAACUUAGACACUGACAUUUGUAAAAUGCUGAUCUAAUGUAUAUGAAAAGAAGGGGUUAUAAAAUAAAGCAAUUUCUGGAAGAAAAAAAAAAAUAUAUAUAUAUAUAUUUUUUUAUAUAUAUAUAUAUAUUAUAUAUAUAUAUAUAUAUAUAUAUAUAUAUCAUCUCCUGUCUCCUUAGAGUUGAGCUAAGUCUUUGUGAGUCCCCUCUAGGAGCUGGAGCAAUUGCUGCCUACCAGCUGCCCUGGUGGAGCUGUCCCAGCCUUAAUGGGGACGCCUCUGCAGCUCAAGUCUGAGCUGGGGCCAGCACCUGUCCAGAGGUGCUGAGCCUAAACUGAGCCUAAGGAGUAAGAAAUGCAGGGUGCAGACAUGUGAGGAGUGGGGAGAAAGAAAUGAAGACCCAGGGCCAGUCUGGGGCUCUGGUGCCUGUGCUUCUUGUUGUUGCCUAGUCCCUCCACUGAAAGCUCCCUUGCAGAGCACAUGCCUGUCUACAAUGGGAGCAGUGUGUCUUUCUGGGGAAAUAGCAUCUGGGACCAUGAAAAUAAUUACGUGUGUGACUACACAUAGCUUAUGGGGGGUCAUGGGAGGCUUGUAUGGUCUGAGAGAGAGGCUGGGCAUGGAAUGACAUUGCCUGUGCCUCAAGGAAGAGGUGCAGACCCGUUUAAAGGACAGCAUAUGAGUGAAGGGUGGGCCCCAAGGACAGGCAGGGUGAGGAAAUGACAUUGGGGCUGAUGUACGGGGAUGGUUUUUUAAUAUAAACGUUGUCUUUUUAUUUCUGUCCUUCCAACAUCCUGCUAUAUUUUUUAGUGGUUUUAUAUAUUAACAAUUCUGAAUUGUGGUCUUUUGAUUUAUAGCACAGCUUUUAAAAUUAAUUGCUUUGAAAUGAAAGCUUUGUCUUAAUGGAAAUGUUAAUCUUAACAACAGAUCCGAAGAUGGCUGGCAUGUCUAAUUACAUUAUUUAAUUUUUUUCAGAUUUGUCAUUCCCCAUUUCUGUUGCUGCACUGUAAGUGAGAAAACUACAUAUAGUUGAAUUAUUUAUCUUAAAGUUCAGCUAAAGUACUAAGGUUUAGGGAUAUUAUGGCAAUGAGAUAUGUGGUAUAGACAACUCAAAGAAAAUAAAAUGUUUCCAUUGCUUUACAUUCCUGUGUAGUUUGCAGCUAACCAGUAUCAUUUGUCUACCAUUUUGAAUUGUCUUUAGUUGGUUUUUGUCUCUUAGAUCAGUAAAGACCUACAAGGGACAGAAUCGUGGAAAUGUUGGCUGAAGGGACCUCUAGAGGUCAUCUACCGAACUUCACACACAGACCGGGACUUUCCCAAGGACUGUGCCAACGUAUCUUUAUCUACCUGACCCCUGAACGCUUUCCAGGAAGGUGAUCCCACAGGCCUUCAUAGUGUGGGAUAGGCAGCCUGUCCCAGCGCUGUACUACCUUCCUCAUGAACAGCUUUUCCUUUCCAGGUGCAUACUGAACACCCUAAGCCUCAGCCUGCUGCCCCGUUAUACAUAUACACCCUGACUCUACAGAGGACUGAGCAAACGAGUAGCUGUAGGCAGUUACGAGGUUUCUCUGUAGCUUCUUCUUUGCCUUACUCAGCAAGGCCUGCCACCUCAGCCUCUCUUCAUCGGACAUGUACUGUAGGCCCUUUAUCCGUGGGAGCCCUCUAUAAAAGAUCUCUGGUUUCUCCACGUCCCUCUUGAACCAGGAGCCACCAAAAAGUUAUUGCAGAGUUGUCUCACUGGUGGAAAACAGAGUGUGUUGAUUUCAGUUAGGACAAAGCUAAUUUUCUUCCUAGUAGCUGGUAGAAUGCUAUGUUUUGGCUUAGGAUGAGAAGAGUGCUGAUAACACCCCGAUGUUUUAGUUGUUGCAGAGCUGUGUUUACACCCCAAGGAUG
This is a messenger RNA of Anas platyrhynchos (mallard), 4953 nucleotides long. It is a transcript of the gene BMX, whose product is annotated as BMX non-receptor tyrosine kinase. Gene Ontology annotation, molecular function: ATP binding; protein binding; protein tyrosine kinase activity. Gene Ontology annotation, biological process: intracellular signal transduction; protein phosphorylation. NCBI's taxonomy places the organism in Eukaryota, Metazoa, Chordata, Aves, Anseriformes, Anatidae. The record is from RefSeq and is a predicted model, not a curated record.